AUGGAACAAAUGCUUGUGGCGCUGACUGAAGCUAUGACACAACAGCAAAGACAACAACAUUCGCCCCCUCCACCCUUGCCGGCACAAGCCGAAGCAGAAAAUAAUGACAUUAUCAACUUGACUCAGAAAUUUAUGAAAAUGAAACCACCAACAUUCUUUGGUGGAAUUAAACCAUUAAAAGCAGAAACAUGGUUGCUCGAAAUGGAAAAACUGUUUGAUGUAUUUCCCUGUACUGAGAUUUCGAAGGUUUUACUGGCCACCUAUACUCUGAAAGACGAAGCUCGAAGAUGGUGGUUCCUAAUUCGGAAUACCGAUGGGAACAUGAUGUGGGCUCGAUUUAAUGAGAUCUUUUAUGAAAAGUAUUUUCCUCAAUGUUUUCGGAAUCGAAAAGUGUUUGAGUUCCAAGAACUUAAACAAGGCAGAAUGUCUGUAGUCGAGUACGAGGCAAAGUUCACCGAAUUAGCCAGAUUUGUUCCUUAUAUGGUGGACACAGACUACAAGAAAGCUCGCAAAUUUGAGGGAGGAUUUGACUUGGACAUAUUUGAUUGA
This is a messenger RNA of Camellia sinensis, 549 nucleotides long. The record is from RefSeq and is a predicted model, not a curated record. Lineage: Eukaryota; Viridiplantae; Streptophyta; Magnoliopsida; Ericales; Theaceae.